AUGCGAGCCAUACAUCUUGAAGUUCUGUCUUCUUUGGACACAGACUCCUUCAUUAAUGGUUUCAGAAGGUUUUUGGCGAGACGUGGUCAAGUUUUGGAAAUCCAUUCGGAUAAUGGCACUAACUUUGUGGGCGCUGAGCGUGAAUUGAGGAACGCCAUUGAGAAUCUGAAUCAGAACCUCAUCAAUGACAUGCUGUUACAAAAGAAUGUGAAAUGGGUUUUUAAUCCCCCAACAGCAUCCCACCAUGGAGGUGCUUGGGAAAGGCUAAUUCGGUCAGUCCGUAAGGUGCUAAACUCUAUUUUGAAGACUCAGACCCUGGAUGAAGAAGGCUUGGUGACAGUGUUCUGUGAGGCUGAAGCUAUUGUUAAUAGCCGCCCUUUAACAAAGGCAUCAACAGAUCCUCAAGACUUGGAGGCAUUGACUCCUAACCAUCUUCUUCUGCUUAAGUUGCAACCUUCGUUGCCACCAGGAUUGUUCGAGAAGGAGGAUGUUUACAGUCGUCGUCGCUGGAAACAAGUGCAGUAUAUGUCGGAUUUGUUCUGGAAGCGCUGGGUGAAGGAAUAUCUUCCUGGACUUCAGGAGCGCCAGAAGUGGAAUACUGCCAAGAGAAACUUUGUCCCAGGAGAUCUUGUGGUGCUAGUGGAUGAGAUGGCACCUCAAGCGGGCGGAAGAGAGGGAAUCAGACGUCACCGGUGUCGGCACUGUGACAAAUCCUUCAAAAGAUUGGACUCUUUAAAGAUUCAUCAGAGAGUUCACACUGGAGAGAAACUGUACAGCUGUGACCAGUGUGGGAAAACUUUCACUACACCAGGUGCACUAAAAGUCCACCAACGUGUUCACACUGGAGAGAAACCAUACAGCUGUGACCAGUGUAGGAAAGCUUUCACUACAGCGGGCCACCUAAGAAUCCACCAACAUAUUCACACUGGAGAGAAACCUUACAGCUGUGACCAGUGUGGGAAAGCUUUCAAUCAUUCAAGUACACUAAAAGUCCACCGGGCUGUUCACACUGGAGUUAAACCUCACUGGUGUGAACAAUGUGGGAAAACUUUCAGUAAGUCUGAUAAGUUACAAAACCACAUGCGUGUUCACACUGGAGAGAAGCCGUACUGGUGUGAACAAUGCGGAAAAACUUUCAGUAGGUCCGAUCAAUUAAAAAUCCACCAACGUGUUCACACUGGAGAGAAACCACACUGGUGUGAACAGUGUGGAAAAACUUUCACUCAAUUAGGUCACCUAAAAAUCCAUCUGCGUAUUCACACUGGAGAGAAACCAUACUGGUGUGACCAGUGUGGAAAAACCUUCGCUUCAUCAGGUGAACUAAAAAGCCACCAACGUGUUCACACUGGAGAGAAACCGUACAGCUGUGACCAGUGUGGAAAAACCUUCACUUCAGCAGGUGAACUAAAAGGCCACCAACGUGUUCACACUGGAGAGAAACCGUACAGCUGUGACCAGUGUGGAAAAACUUUUGCUCAUUCAGGUGUCCUAAAAAAACACCAACGUGUUCACACUGGUGAGAAACCCCACUGGUGUGAACAGUGUGGAAAAACUUUCACUCAAUCAGGUCACCUAAAAAUCCAUCUGCGUAUUCACACUGGAGAGAAACCUUACAGCUGUGACCAGUGUGGAAAAACUUUCACUCAAUCAGGUCAUCUGAAAAGCCACCAACGUGUUCACACUGGUGAGAAACCUUACAGCUGUGACCAGUGUGAAAAAGCAUUCAUUUCAUCAAGUAACCUAAAAGCCCACCUGCGUGUUCACACUGGAGAGAAGCCGUACUGGUGUGAACACUGUGGGAAGACUUUCACUACAUCAAGUGAGCUAAAAAAACACCAACGUGUUCACACUGGAGAGAAGCCGUACUGACAAGCAUUCACACAGCAUCAAUUAAUUUUAUUUUUUUUAAGCUAAGCUAGCUCUUUCCUCCUACUCUCCUCCUCAUUACCCUCAUUACAACCACCUGUUUAUAAUGUGACUGUGCUGGAUUAACAUCAUGGUUAGCGCUCCUUCACUAAUAAACACAGCAUUAGCAGUAAUAUGUUGGGCAGUAAUACUGUAAUAUUACUUUUCCCAGUAAAGAAUAGUGUGACGGAUUACUAUUUCCAAAACAGUAAUGUUAUUACAGUUAUUAAUCAUAUUAAGGCUGCCAUACUGUAUGGACCAUCCCUGACGUGAAUGCGCUGCAGCUCAGCGGCAUCGGACCUUAUCCGCUAUUAGCCAAAAAGGAAGACGGGAGAACAGGGAGGAGAGGUAUUUUCGACAGCUCUAAGUAACAUUGUUGCCGUUAUUGUGUCAGUCUACGAUGCAAAGAACAUUGUCGUCCGUUAUCCAACGAAGGUUAAAAUGAAGGGCAACUGGACUUGGUUGAAGCUACUGGAAGACGUUUCGUCCCUUAUCCAAAGGACUUCUUCAGUUCUGACUGACUGG
Messenger RNA from Micropterus salmoides (largemouth bass), 2430 nucleotides. Its product is annotated as zinc finger protein 883-like. Gene Ontology annotation, biological process: DNA integration; regulation of transcription by RNA polymerase II. The coding region runs from base 1 to 1869 and encodes 622 amino acids. Lineage: Eukaryota; Metazoa; Chordata; Actinopteri; Centrarchiformes; Centrarchidae. The transcript is spliced from 2 exons. Gene Ontology annotation, molecular function: DNA-binding transcription factor activity, RNA polymerase II-specific; RNA polymerase II cis-regulatory region sequence-specific DNA binding. The record is from RefSeq and is a predicted model, not a curated record.